Molecule: messenger RNA, 746 nt
Organism: Cladocopium goreaui
Lineage: Eukaryota; Dinophyceae; Suessiales; Symbiodiniaceae
Source: the annotation of a GenBank genome assembly
CCGGACCCGGCACGGUGGCUGGGCGCACGGAGAGAACCAAAAAGGGCCCGGUGGUCGGGGUCGGCCAACCACGUGAAAACAGGCGGUUUUGGAACUAUGGCCGAUCAGCUCAACCUCAACGCCUCCUCGGGCUUCAAAAGCCCUCCGAAGUAUUCCUUCACGCACAGCCCGGUGCUGGGCAAAGAUAAGCCUUCCAAGCAGCCUGGGCCAGGGGAAUACCCUCAAGUGAAAUCAGAGAAGGAUAAGUUUGGAAAGACACCUUCAUGGAGUAUUGGAGGGGCCACCAGAGGAGGAAAGGACUGGGCGCCGAUGCCCGGACCGGGGGCGUAUACGCCAUCCAACCCUGACUUUGUCUCCCCGAAGUGGGGCUUUACCAACGACAACCGGCUAAAACCCAACAAGCGAUCCACGACCCCAGGUCCUGGCCAGUACGAGCUGAAGAGCACGCUGCAAGGCAGAGAUGUGUCCAUUUGCAGCAAACCGGAGAGUAAAGGUCUCACGGGAACGCUCCCGGGCCCCGGUGCCUUCACACCGUCCUGGUCGACGACUUCGAACUACGGGUCGGCGCCCAGCAUCGGCUUUGGCGCCUCCAACAGGGCGAAGAUGGUGGUGUCGAAGACACCUGGCCCUGGGCAGUACGAGAUUCCCACCACCCUUAUCGGCAAUGUGACGAUGAAGAGUCCGAGCGCGUACUCCAUCAAAGGACGUUGGCCUGGAAAAGACAAGGCCGCUACCACUCCUGGUCC